CCCCGCGCCGCGGCUCGCUCACCUGCGCUCCCGCCCGCCCCUCGGUGCGCGCCAGGCCCACCAGCCGCCGCCGCCUGCACCCCGAGCGCCACCAUGAACUCGCUCUUCAGGAAGAGAAACAAAGGCAAAUACAGCCCCACCGUGCAGACCCGCAGCAUCUCUAACAAGGAGCUCUCAGAGCUGAUCGAGCAGCUGCAGAAGAAUGCCGACCAGGUGGAGAAGAACAUCGUGGACACGGAGGCCAAGAUGCAGAGUGACGUGGCUCGGCUGCAGGAGGGUCGGCAGCCUGAGCAACGGGACGUGACCCUGCAGAAGGUCUUGGACUCAGAGAAGCUGCUCUACCUGCUGGAGGCAGAUGCGGCCAUCGCCAAGCACAUGAAGCACCCGCAGGGAGACAUGAUCGCCGAGGAUAUCCGUCAGCUAAAGGAACGCGUGACCAACCUGCGCGGGAAACACAAGCAGAUCUACAGCCUGGCGGUGAAGGAAGUGGACCCACAGGUCAACUGGGCGGCACUGGUGGAGGAGAAGCUGGACAAGCUGAGCAGCCAGGGCUUCGGGACUGACCUGCCACUGGUGGAUCACCAAGUGGAGGAGCACAACAUCUUCCACAACGAGGUCAAGGCUAUCGGGCCCCACCUGGCCAAGGAUGGGGACAAGGAGCAGAACAGCGAACUCCGGGCCAAGUACCAGAAACUGCUGGUGGCAUCACAGGCCCGGCAGCAGCACCUGAGUUCGCUGCAGGACUACAUGCAGCGCUGCACCAACGAGCUGUACUGGCUGGACCAGCAGGCCAAGGGCCGCAUGCAGUAUGACUGGAGCGACCGCAACCUCGACUACCCCAGCCGCCGGCGCCAGUAUGAGAAUUUCAUCAACCGGAACCUGGAGGCCAAAGAGGAGAGAAUUAACAAACUGCACAGCGAGGGUGACCAGCUGCUGGCGGCCGAGCACCCCGGGAGGAACUCCAUUGAGGCACACAUGGAGGCUGUGCACGCUGACUGGAAGGAGUACCUGAACCUGCUCAUCUGCGAGGAGAGCCACCUCAAGUACAUGGAGGACUACCACCAGUUCCACAAAGACAUGAAGGACGCUCAGGAGCUGCUGCGCAAGGUGGAUUUGGACCUAAACCAGAAAUACAGCCCUGACUUCAAGGACCGGUACCAGAUUGAGCUGCUAUUGAGGGAGCUGGAUGACCAGGAGAAGGUGCUGGACAAGUAUGAGGAUGUGGUGCGGGGGCUGCAGAAGCGAGGCCAACAGGUGGUGCCUCUCAGGUACCGCCGGGAGACGCCGCUCAAGGCCAUCCCUGUGGAGGCACUCUGUGACUUCGAGGGGGAGGUUGACGUGGCCAACCACCUGGAGAAGAGCCUGCAGCAGGGCUGGGAGUCGCUGGCCAUACAGGAGAACCGUCUGAAUCAGGACAACACCGUCCCUGAGAGCAGCCGUGUCCUGGACAGCAAGGGGCAGGAGCUGGCAGUGAGUCUGGGGUCUGAGUCCUGGGAGUCCUGCUCUGAGCAGCUGCUACAGAUCGAGCCUGAGAAGACGCGGAGUGCGGCUGAGGGCGAAGCCUUCAUCCAGGCCCUCCCGGGCAGCGGCACCACACCCCUGCUGAGGACCCGGGUGGAGGACACCAACCAGAAAUAUGAGCGCCUGGUGCAGCUGCUGGACUUGGCCCAGGAGAAGGUUGACGUGGCCAACCGCCUGGAGAAGAGCCUGCAGCAGGGCUGGGAGUUGCUGGCCACACAGGAGAACUGUCUGAAUCAGGACAACACCGUCCCUGAGAGCAGCCGUGUCCUGGACAGCAAGGGGCAGGAGCUGGCAGCCCUGGCCUCUGAGUUACAGGCCCAGAAGUCCCUCCUGGGCGAGGUGGAGCGGAAUCUGCAGGCAGCCAAGCAGUGCUCGAGCACGCUGGCCAGCCGCUUCCAGGAGCACUGCCCAGACCUGGAGCGCCAGGAGGCCGAGGUUCACAAGCUGGGCCAGCGUUUCGACAACCUGUGCCAGCAAGUGGAGCGCAGGGCACAGAGCCUGCGGAGUGCCAAGGCAGCCUACGAGGACUACCGCAGUGGCCAUGACCACAUGCUGCAGUUCCUGGCCAGCAUCCCCAGUUACGAGCCCCUGGAGACAGACAGCCUCAGCCAGAUGGAGACCAAGCUAAAGAACCAGAAGAACCUGCUAGAUGAGAUAGCAGGUAGGGAGCAGGAAGUACAGAAGAUCUAUGCCAAUUCCCAGCAGUAUCAGCAAGCUGUAAAGGACUAUGAGUUAGAAGCAGAAACACUAAGGUCCCUUCUUGACUUGGAGAAUGGAAGGAGCAGCCACGUGAACAAGAGAGCCAGACUCCAAUCUCCCGCUGCCAAAGUGAAAGAAGAGGAAGCAGCUCUUGCUGCCAAGUUCACUGAAGUUUAUGCCAUCAACAAACAGAGGCUGCAGAAUCUAGAGUUUGCUCUGAAUCUCCUCAGACAGCAGCUGGAAGUAGAAGUGACCCAUGAGGCCCUGCAGAGGAACAAGCCGGACUCCGGAGUGGAAGAGGCAUGGAAGAUCAGGAAGGAACUGGAUGAGGAGAAGGAGCGGAGGCAGCAGCUGGAGAACGAGAUCAAGAGCACCCAGGAAGAGAUCCGGACCCUGCGGAAUCAGGGGCCUCAGGAAUCGGUGGUGAGGAAGGAGGUGCUCAAGAAGGUGCCAGAUCCCGCGCUGGAGGAGAGUUUCCAGCAGCUGCAGAGGACGCUGGCGGAAGAGCAGCACAAGAACCAGCUGCUGCAGGAGGAGCUGGAGGCACUGCAGCUGAAGCUGCGCGCCCUGGAACAGGACACAAGGGAUGGGGGACAGGAGUAUGUGGUCAAGGAGGUCCUGCGCAUCGAGCCUGACAGGGCCCAGGCGGAUGAGGUCUUGCAGCUGCGGGAGGAACUGGAGGCACUGAGGCGGCAGAAGGGUGCCCGGGAGGCAGAGGUGCUCCUCCUGCAGCAGCAUGUGGCCACCCUGGCCGAGGAGAAGAGCCGGGCACGAGAGAAGGUCACCGAGAAAGAGGUGGUUAAACUGCAGAAUGACCCCCAGCUGGAGGCAGAGUACCGACAGGUGCAGGAUGACCACGAGCAGGAACGCCACCUCCGAGAGAAGCAGGAGGAGGAGCUGAGCUUCCUCCAGGACAAGCUCAAGAGGCUGGAGAAGGAGCGGGCCAUGGCCGAGGGCAAGAUCACCGUCAAGGAGGUGCUCAAGGUGGAGAAGGACGCAUCCACCGAGAGGGAGGUCAGCGAUCUCACCCGCCAAUACGAGGAUGAGGCUGCUAAGGCUCGUGCCAGCCAGAGGGAAAAGACCGAGCUGCUCCGGAAGAUAUGGGCCUUGGAGGAGGAGAAUGCCAAAGUGGUGGUGCAGGAGAAGGUGCGUGAGAUCGUGCGGCCAGACCCCAAAGCAGAGAGUGAAGUGGCCAACCUCCGCCUGGAGCUUGUGGAGCAGGAGCGAAAGUACCGGGGGGCAGAGGAGCAGCUCCGGAGCUACCAGAGCGAGCUGGAGGCCCUCAGGAGGCGGGGCCCCCAGGUGGAAGUCAAAGGCGUGACUAAGGAAGUCAUUAAGUACAAGACUGACCCUGAGAUGGAGAAGGAGCUUCAGCGGCUCAGGGAGGAGAUCGUGGAUAAGACCAGACUGAUCGAAAGGUGUGAUUUAGAGAUCUACCAGCUGAAGCAGGAAAUCCAGGCCCUGAAAGACACCAAACCCCAGGUCCAGACCAAAGAGGUGGUCCAGGAGAUCCUACAAUUUCAGGAAGACCCUCAAACCAAGGAGGAGGUGGAGUCUCUGAGGGCAAAGCUCUCAGCGGAGCAGAAGAGGCAAGUGGACCUGGAGAGGGAGAGGGCUUCCCAGGAAGAGCAGAUUGCCCGGAAGGAGGAGGAGCUCUCGCAGGUGAAGGAAAGAGUGGUGCAGCAGGAAGUAGUCAGGUACGAGGAGGAGCCUGGCCUGAGGGCCGAGGUGAUCUCCUUCGCUGAGAGCAUUGACGUGGAGCUCCGGCAGAUCGACAAGCUGCGUGCAGAGCUACGGCGGCUGCAGCGCCGGCGCACCGAGCUCGAGCGGCAGCUGGAGGAGCUGGAGCGCGAGCGGCAGGCCCGCAGGGAGGCUGAGCGUGAGGUGCAGCGGCUGCAGCAGCGGCUGGCAGUGCUGGAGCAGGAAGAAGCUGAGGCCCGUGAGAAGGUGACCCACAAGCAGAAGGUAGUGCUGCAGCAGGACCCGAAGCAGGCCCGCGAGCAUGCCCUGCUCCGACUCCAGCUGGAGGAAGAACAGCACCGGCGGCAGCUCCUGGAGGGUGACCUGGAGACCCUGCGGAGGAAGCUGGCCACCCUGGAGAAGGCGGAGGUCAAGGAGAAGGUGGUAUUUUCUGAGAGUGUCCAGGUGGAGAAGGGCGACACCGAGCAAGAGAUCCAGAGGCUCAAGAGCAGCCUGGAGGAGGAGAGCCGCAGCAAGCGCGAGCUGGAUGCCGAGGUGAGCCGGCUGGAAGCCCGGCUUUCGGAGCUGGAAUUCCAUAACUCCAAGUCAUCUAAGGAACUAGACUUUCUAAGGGAAGAAAACCACAAAUUACAACUGGAGCGGCAAAACCUGCAGCUGGAGACCCGAAGGCUCCAAUCGGAAAUUGAAAUGGCAGCGACGGAAACACAAGACCUGCGGAACAUGGCUGUGGCAGACUCUGGGACUAACCACGACUCUAGACUGUGGUCCCUGGAGAGGGAACUGGAUGACCUCAAGAGGCUCUCCAAGGACAAAGACCUCGAGAUCGACGAGCUGCAGAGGCGCCUGGGCUCAGUGGCUGUCAAGCGGGAGCAGCGGGAGAACCACCUGCGGCGCUCCAUCGUGGUCAUCCACCCUGACACGGGCCGAGAGCUGUCCCCAGAGGAAGCCCACCGCGCCGGGCUCAUUGACUGGAGCAUGCUUGUGAAACUCAAAAGCCAGGAGUGUGACUGGGAGGAGAUCUCAGUGAAGGGGCCCAACGGGGAGUCCUCAGUGAUACACGACAGGAAGUCUGGCAAGAAGUUCUCCAUCGAAGAGGCCCUGCAGAGCGGCAGGUUGACCCCUGCUCACUACGACCGUUAUGUCAACAAGGAUAUGUCCAUCCAGGAGCUGGCAGUCUUGGUGUCUGGGCAGAAGUAGGCACAGCCCUUGCAACUCUUCUUAGCAGCAGAUGCUGGCCCUCUCUUACGACACAGUGACCUCCUUGGUGUCGUCCUCUCCCUGGCCCUGUGCAGGCCAAGCAUUUUAUAAACAAACACCCUCGCUACCAGGCUGUCAAAGUCCAGCCCACAUAUGGGACAGGCACUGACUGAAGACAGGCAACUCUCAUCCCAACCACUAUUCACUCUGAGUAACCCACUUCAUCCUCCAGUGAUUGGACAAAUCCGAUACCCUUUUUUCCUCCCCUCUCCCGUACACUCCCAGCAACAAACUCCUCGUGAUAACUGCACACAAUCUGCGAACCACUAAAGGACAAGCCGACCACAGCAGCCAAGCCCACUCAAUGCAGCAUGGGCACUAGCACAGCAGACAGUGACACUCUGCCCUACAAAGGGCUAGACCCAUUGGGGCUGCUGCCCGCCAUGACAUCUCUCCAGAUUUCUGACUUAAAACCAACUUUCCAUCAGAGAAGCCGCCUUGGUAGUCACUUUGUUCAUGAAACAGAUCUGGGCUCCAUGCCAGGGAAGGCAAACAGAAAUCACAAGUGUCCAGCCCUCGGUGCUAGAGUGGACAGUAAUUGUCAGCCGGACUGUCCCAGCACCAAUAGAGAACACUUCAGUUCUGGCACUGAAAUCCUUUGAUAGUGGAUUGUGUUGCUCUUAGCCCUGGUUUCAGUGCUUUACUAGUCUCGCUUAUUAUCUCAUUGGUAUUUAGAUAUACAAAACAGUUGAUUAUUCACCGAGCAAAUUUCUGGUUCUCUGUAUCUCAUAUAUAACAGAAAAUGGGAACAAUAGGGAACUUUAUUUAAAGCAUGAAAAUAAACCUCGUGGCUGGAGCCUA
Molecule: messenger RNA, 5979 nt
Organism: Cebus imitator (Panamanian white-faced capuchin)
Lineage: Eukaryota; Metazoa; Chordata; Mammalia; Primates; Cebidae
Gene: PPL
Product: periplakin
Exons: 18
Coding region: 94-5118 (1674 amino acids)
Biological process (GO): wound healing; intermediate filament cytoskeleton organization
Cellular component (GO): intermediate filament; membrane; cytoskeleton
Molecular function (GO): cadherin binding; structural molecule activity
Source: RefSeq, a predicted model, not a curated record